Armigeres subalbatus is the source of this 2204-nucleotide messenger RNA. Its product is annotated as vacuolar protein sorting-associated protein 4. The coding region runs from base 218 to 1549 and encodes 443 amino acids. Gene Ontology annotation, molecular function: ATP hydrolysis activity; ATP binding. The transcript has 5 exons. Lineage: Eukaryota; Metazoa; Arthropoda; Insecta; Diptera; Culicidae. The record is from RefSeq and is a predicted model, not a curated record. Gene Ontology annotation, biological process: vacuole organization; endosomal transport.
AAGGAAGCUGGUGCUAGUGGGCUAGUGUUUUUUGCUCGAGCCCGAAGUCAAACGCGAAGAAAGCGAUUAGGAGUGGAUUGCGUUGAAGAGGCAAAAAUUGUAAUUUGGAUGUGAAUUUUAACUCCAGUUUCAAUUUCUAUACAUUAUACAGUUUGAGGUUUUGUCUUCUAUUUCCUGCAGUGCAUCUGGAUUUGCGGGUUCCCAGGAGUGGAAAAUAAUGGCUGCUGGAUCAACACUACAGAAGGCAAUCGAUAUAGUCACGAAGGCCACUGAAGAAGAUCGUAAUAAAAACUACGAGGAAGCGUUACGCCUGUACGAGCACGGAGUGGAGUACUUUCUGCAUGCCAUUAAGUACGAAGCACAGGGAGACAAGGCUAAGGAUUCCAUCCGAGCAAAAUGCCUCCAAUAUCUGGAUCGAGCUGAGAAGCUGAAGGCAUAUCUGAAAAAAGGCAAAAAGAAGCCGGUGAAGGAUGGAGGCAGCAGCUCGAAGGAAAGCAAAGGCAGUAAGAACAACGGUGAUAGUUCGGAUUCCGAUUCCGAUGAUCCGGAGAAGAAAAAACUGCAAUCGAAGUUGGAGGGUGCCAUUGUAGUGGAAAAGCCGCACGUCAAGUGGUCAGACGUUGCAGGAUUGGAAGGGGCAAAGGAGGCAUUAAAAGAAGCUGUCAUUUUGCCGAUUAAGUUUCCACAUUUGUUCACGGGAAAGCGAAUCCCCUGGAAGGGAAUUUUACUGUUUGGGCCACCCGGUACUGGUAAAUCGUAUCUGGCCAAAGCAGUUGCCACGGAAGCAAACAAUUCAACAUUUUUCUCUGUAUCAAGUUCAGAUUUAGUAUCCAAAUGGCUUGGCGAAUCGGAAAAGUUAGUCAAGAAUCUGUUCGAAAUGGCCCGGGACCAUAAACCAAGCAUCAUAUUUAUCGACGAGGUGGACUCCUUGUGUUCGUCACGAUCGGACAACGAAAGUGAAAGUGCACGACGAAUCAAAACGGAAUUCCUCGUUCAAAUGCAGGGUGUUGGUAGUGAUAAUGACGGCAUUCUGGUCCUUGGAGCCACCAAUACUCCCUGGAUUUUAGACUCCGCUAUACGGAGACGAUUCGAGAAACGCAUCUAUAUUCCAUUGCCUGAGGAACACGCGCGUUUGGUAAUGUUCAAGCUCCAUCUGGGCAACACGUCUCAUUGUCUUACGGAGGAAAAUAUUCGUACUCUGGCGAACAAGACGGAAGGCUACUCGGGGGCAGAUAUUUCGAUUGUGGUUCGCGAUGCAUUGAUGCAACCAGUACGAAAAGUACAAUCAUCGACUCACUUCAAAAAGAUAACCGGACCGUCCCCCGUUGAUAAGGAAACGAUCGUCAACGAUCUACUGGUACCCUGCAGUCCGGGUGAUGCCGGAGCAAUCGAAAUGACUUGGAUGGAGGUACCUAGCGAUAAGCUGUCCGUUCCACCCGUUACGAUGAGUGACAUGCUCAAGUCGCUUUCCAGCACCAAACCGACCGUAAACGAGGAAGACAUGAAAAAGCUAGACAAAUUCACGGAAGAUUUUGGACAGGAAGGCUAGAACGUUUGGUCGGUAAGGAGAAAUCCAACGCAGGCGCGUUACGAACAUCCUUUCCGCUGUGGACCAGAAUUUCUUUUCGUAAGUUUAUCGUUGUUUAAAUUCUUUCAGUUUGAUCUUGAUAAAUAUUAUUAAACUUUUAUGAUUUAAUUUGUGUUUUCGGAAGAUGAUAGAUGUACCUAUUUGAUGGACAGUUUAAAAGUGCUUUUAAUUCAUAGCGGCAACUGUGAAACAAUGGAAGGUGAUAAUCCGCGGAAUACUUAAUAGAUUUUAUUGCCCCAGAUUCAAUUUCACCAAAUAUUUUUGAUUUAAUGAUUAUUUGAUAAUGUUUUACUUUUAACCUACGGUUCUUUUUUUUUUUAUUCUACACUGCAAAAUAGUACGAAUAAUAUAUGAGCACCGUGAUUCGUAAAGAGGGAGUAAUCAUUAAUAAUCAAUUUUCGAUUUAUUUUUGUGUUGUAAUCCAUCCAAAUUAUGCGAACAGUUUUGGGCACUCUGAAUGUAUAAGUCAAGUACAUUGAAUGAAAUGUACUAUCAAUUGGACACUGCUAUAUAAAUUUGUAGACAUUAUUACUAUUAUUGAUUGGAAGCAAACGAAAUAAACUUGCUGAUUCAGAGAAAUAAAUAAGUAAAUAUUAAACUGUUAUAUUCCUGAUAA